GGGAGGCCAGGACGGGCACCUCCCCCUUUAUAACGCGCCCCGUCCCGAGCUUUCGGGCCGGGCCGCCUCUUCAUCGUCUCUUCCCGUCUCGCCCCCUUGCCCGGCUGCCCCGGGCCGGGCUUGGCUAGGGAGCCCCCGCCCUCUCCCCUCCCCAGGCCUUCCUUCCCCCCACCCGCCGCCCCGCGCAGCCCGGCGGAGGCGGCGCCGUCGGAGGAGGAGGAGCAGGGCACUGCGGCUGGCCCCGGAUCGGGAGCCAGAGCGGCAGCAGCUUCGGCAGCAGCGCGGCCCGGGCCAAUGCAGCGGGACGCACCGCCGCGAGCCCCAGCCCCAGCGCCACGGCUCCCUGCGCCCCCGAUCGGAGCCGCCAACAGCAUUGGCGGCGGCGGAGGAGGCGGGGGCAGUGGCGGCGGCGGAGGCUCCUCUGCAGCUCCGGCUCCCCCUGGCCUCUCGGGAACUACAAGUCCCAGGGGGCCAGGCGGCGGGCGGAGACCGGAAGAGGCGGGCUCGGCACCUCGAGGCCGGAAGUGGCCUUGGAGGCGGAAGUGGCGCGGCCGCGGAGGGGCCUGGAGUGUGGCGGGACCGGGAGCGGCGGGAGCUGCGACUGGGGGUGGCGGCGGUGCGCUGGAGGCGGCCAUGGCCAAGCAGUACGACUCUGUGGAAUGUCCGUUUUGCGAUGAGGUCACCAAAUAUGAGAAACUUGCCAAGAUCGGCCAAGGCACAUUCGGGGAAGUGUUUAAAGCCAAGCACCGUCAGACAGGCCAGAAGGUGGCUCUGAAGAAAGUGUUGAUGGAGAAUGAGAAGGAGGGGUUCCCCAUCACAGCCUUGCGGGAAAUCAAGAUUCUACAGCUCUUAAAACAUGAGAAUGUGGUCAAUCUAAUUGAGAUCUGUCGAACCAAAGCCUCCCCCUAUAAUCGAUGCAAGGGCAGUAUCUAUCUGGUGUUUGACUUCUGUGAGCAUGACCUUGCUGGACUGCUGAGCAACGUCUUAGUCAAGUUCACGCUGUCUGAGAUCAAGAGGGUGAUGCAGAUGCUGCUGAAUGGCCUCUACUAUAUCCACAGGAACAAGAUCCUGCACAGAGAUAUGAAGGCUGCCAACGUGCUCAUCACCCGGGAUGGGGUCCUGAAAUUGGCAGAUUUUGGGCUGGCCCGUGCAUUCAGCCUAGCCAAGAACAGCCAGCCUAACCGCUAUACCAACCGAGUGGUGACAUUGUGGUACCGGCCCCCGGAGCUGUUGCUCGGAGAGCGGGACUACGGCCCGCCCAUUGACCUGUGGGGUGCAGGGUGCAUCAUGGCAGAGAUGUGGACUCGCAGCCCUAUCAUGCAGGGCAACACGGAGCAGCACCAGCUUGCCCUCAUCAGCCAGCUCUGUGGCUCCAUCACCCCAGAGGUGUGGCCGAAUGUGGACAAGUAUGAACUCUUUGAGAAGUUGGAACUGGUCAAGGGCCAGAAGCGGAAGGUGAAGGACCGCCUGAAGGCCUAUGUGCGCGACCCCUACGCUCUGGACCUCAUUGACAAGCUGCUGGUGCUGGACCCUGCACAGCGGAUUGACAGUGAUGAUGCCCUCAACCACGACUUCUUCUGGUCAGACCCCAUGCCCUCGGACCUGAAGGGCAUGCUCUCUACCCACCUGACGUCUAUGUUUGAGUACCUGGCACCACCACGACGAAAGGGCAGCCAGAUCACCCAGCAGUCUACCAACCAGAGUCGAAAUCCAGCUACUACCAACCAGACAGAAUUUGAGCGUGUCUUCUGAGGAGGGUGCUAGUGUGUUUAGGUUGGUGGUGGAUUAUGACUUGCAUGGGACAUGUGACAUGAUAGGACGUUUGAGAUUUUUCUCCUCCAGGACUUACUCCCCACCCUGGGCACUGGGAACAGCUUCCGGAGUGGACCGGAGUGGAGCAUUGGCCUUGAGACCUGGAGGGUGCCAGGGCCAGCCUGCUCAUGCCUCUCUGGAGGAUCUCAGCGUGGACAAGAAGUGAGGUGGGAGAGGCUUACCCACUGUGACUUUCUAAGAACUUCUUGCACGAUAGGAGGAGGACACAGGCCGCUCACCAUUCCCAGCCCUGCCUGGGGAUGAGAAAUUUGAGGGACAGAGGCACCUCAGAAAUGGGCUAGUUUUAGCACAGACCUCAGGAGCAUGGGGCUGCUGAGAACUAUUAGUUUCUUCAAAAGGAGAAUUUUAUUUGUGUGUUCAGUUCAGAGACAUUCCUGGAUGCAGUUUGAUUGGUUAAAAUUAAAAGUUGAUUUUUUUUUUCCA
Chionomys nivalis (European snow vole) is the source of this 2256-nucleotide messenger RNA. RefSeq names its product cyclin dependent kinase 9 (gene Cdk9). The coding region runs from base 295 to 1752 and encodes 485 amino acids. Lineage: Eukaryota; Metazoa; Chordata; Mammalia; Rodentia; Cricetidae. Gene Ontology annotation, biological process: protein phosphorylation. The transcript has 7 exons. Gene Ontology annotation, cellular component: nucleus. The record is from RefSeq and is a predicted model, not a curated record. Gene Ontology annotation, molecular function: ATP binding; cyclin-dependent protein serine/threonine kinase activity.